Perca fluviatilis (European perch) is the source of this 8348-nucleotide messenger RNA. It is a transcript of the gene sbno2b, whose product is annotated as protein strawberry notch homolog 2. Gene Ontology annotation, biological process: regulation of DNA-templated transcription. Gene Ontology annotation, molecular function: chromatin DNA binding; histone binding. Lineage: Eukaryota; Metazoa; Chordata; Actinopteri; Perciformes; Percidae. The transcript is spliced from 32 exons. Bases 292 to 5085 code for a protein of 1597 amino acids. The record is from RefSeq and is a predicted model, not a curated record. Gene Ontology annotation, cellular component: nucleus.
GAAAUAUUUUUUCGCUAUUCAAAAUGGCACCGUCUUAAUCAGGAAGUGGAGAAAACAACUAAGAAGAAUAAGUUGGAUAAAAUCCCUUAUUUCUGUUACUUUGACGCGAGUCUUCUUUUAAAAUCAGCCGGUGUGCCCGUGGUUUGGAUUGAGAAUAAGAAACAUAUUGACGGUCAUGGAAAGCGUUUGCCCUUGUUAGAAGUACUAUCUCAGACACAGCCAACGUGUGUGCGGCGGUCGGAGGGUGCAUAGCCUAAGUCAGCUGGUGGUCAUGUGUGAAGCUCUGGUCUGAUGCCCACCCUGCCCUCAGCGCUGGCCAUGGACGGGGAGAACUACCUGCAUCCAGAAGGCCCUCAGCUGGACAGCAGCUUGUUCUCUGUGGCCACCUCUAACAUGGAGAGUUCAAUAUAUGCCUCCUCUGGUUCCUGGGGACCCUAUCAGCAGGCUGGAUACAGCAUACACUGCCCUAUGCAAUCUGGAAACCAGCAAUACCACUUGAACAGCAGCACUACCACCACCACUCCGGAUGUGCCCAUGGACAUGUACUCGGGAUUCCCUGACGUGGACUUUGGCCUCAACCUCCCUAGGAAUGGAGACUUCUCUCAGGACCUGUCCUGCAUUGAUGACCUCUCCACAAACUCUCUGUUCUCCUCUCCGGCUGACUCCCUGUCGGAGUAUGCUGAUGCCCAGCCCUUCAUCAGCCCAGACAACCUGAACACAGUGCCCACCCUCUGGGACAUCAACACUAGUACCACCACUGUACCAGCACAGAGCCAGUUAGAGCUGAAUGGCACCAGCAGGUUUCAUGGCUUGGCCAGUUUGGAUGAUAUAACUGCUAUUAUCAGCACCCCACCUUUAGGAGGAUUCCAGCCUCAGAGAACCCAGUCACCCCCAGAGGAGGAAGAGGAUGCUGAGGAAGAGGAGACAGAGGAACUGGGACAUGUAGACACAUAUGCUGAGUACAGACCUUCCAAAUCCACUAUAGGAAUUUCUCAUCCUGACAUAGUGGUGGAGACCAACACGCUAUCCAGUGUCCCUCCUCCUGACAUCACAUACACUUUGUCUAUCCCUGAGGCAACUAUUAACCGUGGCCUACUGUCAGCUCUGCAGCUAGAGGCCAUCAUCUACGCCUGCCAGCAACACGAGGUUAUCCUUCAGAACAACCAGAGGGCAGGCUUCCUGAUCGGAGAUGGAGCAGGGGUCGGAAAGGGACGCACCGUGGCAGGAAUCAUCCUGGAGAACUACCUUAAGGGAAGGAAGAAAUCACUAUGGUUCAGCAUAUCCAAUGACCUGAAAUUUGAUGCAGAGAGGGAUCUCAAAGACAUAGAUGCUCAGAAUAUUCCUGUGCAUGCCUUAAACAAGAUUAAGUAUGGAGACACAGCUACCUCAGAAGGAGUCCUGUUUGCGACUUACUCUGCGCUGAUUGGAGAGAGCCAGGCAGGAGGGCAGCACCGGACGAGAAUUAAACAGAUCAUAGAUUGGUGCAAGCCAGACUUUGACGGAGUUAUUAUUUUUGACGAAUGCCACAAAGCCAAGAACGCCACAUCUACAAAGAUGGGCAAGGCGGUGCUUGACCUGCAAAACAAGCUGCCCCGGGCCAGAGUGGUGUAUGCCAGUGCCACAGGUGCCUCUGAGCCAAAGAACAUGAUCUAUAUGAGCCGCCUGGGGAUCUGGGGUGAGGGCACGCCCUUCAGAGCCUUUGAUGACUUCCUGCACGCCAUCGAGAAGAGAGGUGUCGGUGCCAUGGAGAUUGUUGCCAUGGACAUGAAAGUGAGCGGGAUGUACAUCGCCAGGCAGCUUAGCUUCUCAGGGGUGUCUUUCCGCAUUGAAGAGAUCGCACUGGACAAUGACUUCAAACUGGUCUAUAACAAAGCUGCCAUACUGUGGGCGGAGGCGUUGCAGGUGUUCAUGCGUGCAGCCGAUGAGCUGGGCCUGGUCAGCAGGAAGUCUCUCUGGGGGCAGUUCUGGUCGUCUCACCAGCGCUUCUUCAAAUACCUCUGUAUCGCCGCCAAGGUCCGCUGCCUGGUGGAGCUGGCCCAAAAGAGACCAAGGUGCAUCGUUAUUGGGCUGCAGUCUACUGGAGAGUCCCGAACCAGAGAAGUCCUGGAUGAGAAUGAUGGGCAUCUCGACAGAUUUGUCUCUGCAGCAGAGGGAGUGUUCCAGUCUCUUGUAACAAAACAUUUCCCUUCAGAGAAACAGAGGAGAGAGAAGGCACCAGGGAAUAAGAGAAAACGGAAGCCUAGAGGUCGCCAGCCCAAGGUGCCCAAGCACACCAUGGACAGCGGCGGUGUGAUCAACAUUAGCGACGACAGCAGCAGUGACUCCGAUGGCAUGGACACAGACUCCAACUCCUCACCAGACUCCCUGCUAGACAAUGAUGAUGUCAUCUUUGUUAACCACACUAGCUGCCAGACAGCCCGGAUAGAGGAGAUGAAACAGGGCCUCCUCAAUAAAAUAGCCAUGCUGGGAAAAGAACUACCUCUCAAUACCUUGGACGAGCUCAUCGAUAAGUUUGGAGGACCAGAUAAAGUCUCAGAGAUGACCGGUCGUAAGGGUCGUGUGGUGCGGUGUCUUGAUGGCAGCGUCCGUUAUGAGUCACGUGCUGAGCAGGGUCUUACCAUCGACCACAUCAACAUCAAGGAGAAAGAUCGCUUCAUGGGUGCAGAGAAGUUGGUGGCCAUCAUCUCCGAAGCGGCCAGCUCUGGGAUUUCCCUGCAGGCGGACAAGCGAGUGAAAAACCAGAAGCGCAGGGUCCACAUGACUUUGGAGCUGCCUUGGAGUGCAGACAGGGCCAUUCAGCAAUUUGGUCGCACCCAUCGGUCCAAUCAGGUGACAGCCCCAGAGUACAUCUUCCUCAUCUCAGAGUUGGCUGGGGAGAGACGUUUUGCCUCCAUUGUGGCUAAGAGACUAGAGAGCCUGGGUGCAUUGACGCAUGGAGACAGAAGAGCCACAGAAUCAAGAGACCUGAGCAAGUACAACUUUGAGAACAAGUAUGGUACCAAGGCUCUUGAUAAAAUCACCAAAGCAAUCCUUGGCCACAUAGAGAACAAGGUGCCCCCUCCCAAAGGCUACCCUGGGGGUGAUGCCACUUUCUUCAGAGACAUGAAAAUUGGAAUGAUGGAUGUGGGCAUCUUUUGUCGAGAGUCUCGCUUUGGGAUCAGUACUGAGAAAGACUGCAGCAUCACCAAGUUCUUAAAUCGCAUUUUGGGCCUGGAGGUCCACAAGCAGAACUAUCUCUUCCAGUACUUCACCGACAACUUUGACUAUCUAAUCGAGAAGGAUAAGAAGGAGGGCAAAUAUGACAUGGGAAUCCUAGACCUAGCCCCGGGUAACGAUGAGAUCUAUGAGGAAAAGCAGGAAACUUUCUUGACAGUUGGAAACCCUCAGGAUGGACAGGUUGUUCUCUAUAAGAUCAGCGUGGACAGAGGCAUGCCCUGGGAGGAGGCCUUCAACAGGUCACUGAAGCUCAGCGGCCCUGACGAGGGAUUCUACCUGUCGCUGAAGCUGCGAGGUAACCACCCAUGUGUGCUGCUAGCUGAGCAAGGAAGAGGCAAGAACCUGAUUGUCUACAAGCCUAAUAUUGGCAAGCAGACCCAUCCCGAGAGCCUGGACAACCUGCAGCAGCGUUACCGGAAGUCAACUCCGGAAGAAGCCAGGGACAGCUGGGAGAACCAGUUCACCUUCUCCUUCAAGAAGUGUAGUCAUGCCAACUGGAAUGGGAAGUGUAAGAAAAUAGAAGAAGGUCAGGAGUGUUUGCAGGGCAUGCGCCUCCGCCAGUACCACAUGUUGUGCGGUGCUCUGUUGCGUGUGUGGAAGCGCGUAUCCGAUGUGGUGUCUGACAUCACCAGCUCCAGCAUCCUGCAGAUUGUCCGCCUUAAAACCAAACAGCAUAACAAGCAAGUCGGUAUCAAGAUUCCAGAAAACUGCGUGGCCCGUGUGCGCGACGAGCUGUUGCAAAUGGACGAGGAGGUGAAGCGGAGACGAAAGGAGAGGGAGCAGCAGGCCGCCGAGCUGCGGCUGGUUGAGGAGCGCAAUCGUAAAAUGGAGCAGGAGAACAAACACCUCCUGGCAAAUCUGUUCAACUCGAAGCCCAUGCUCAACCACUCCCUCGUUCGGUCUCUCCCCCAGAAUCAGAUCUCUCCGCAACAGCGACUGCAAGCCCAAACCCAGUCCCCUUUACAGCAGCCCUCCCAGAACUUACCCCUGUCCCUACAGAGAAAUCCCAGCCAAACCCAGCAAAGGACCCACAUCUGGCCCAACAAUUCCACCGCCACCAGCCAGGGCCCUGUCCCCAACACGGUUAGCAUCCGCUCCAACUUCUCACAGUUUUACCCCCAGUCCUUUGUAACCCCUUUUCAGCAGCCGAAGAACCCAUCACGUCCACUCCAUCAGACCACACUGUCUCCCAACUUGUCUUCCAAGAAUCCCCUGGACGAGAUCUUGGACCUGACUGUGAGCUCGCCGUCUCCCUCCCCAGACACCACGGAGGGCGGACUCCAUCUGGACAGUCUAGGGGUGCACACAGCAUUCGGAGAUGACUUUAACCUGGAGUCUCUGAUCUCCCAGACUGCACCGAAUGCCCAGCAGGCCGCACCAGUACAGCAGCCUAUUUUGCUACAGCAGCAGCAGCAGCAGCAACAUCUGCAGGCAACACAGCAGCAGAACCACAGCCUGCUCGCCAAUAACCAAGACUUAUUAGAUUUAUUUGACCUGCCCCUUUCUCCCCAGAUGCCCACACAGAAAGCCAGCCCUUCGCCCUCUACCUCCUCCUGCUCUUCCUCCACGUCCUCCACCUCAAACAACCUGGCUUCGCACGUCUCCGCCGGCCUCCUGCCCGCAUCCACCCUCAUCCCGACAUCGUCCUCCUCUUCCCUCUUCUCCAACCCGUCCUCGUCCUCCUCCUUGUUUUCCAACUCUUCCCCUCACUUCUCCUCCAACUAUCUCCUCCCUCAGUCAGACUCGCUGUCCUUGCCCAACGGCCACUCCGGCACCCUAGACGUUCGCGAGGCUCUGAACAGCAUGCUACAGCGCGGUCUGGACCGGACGUCUGUCAUUAGGUACCGGCAAGAAGACUCGGAGCUUUAACAGCAACAGCUCGUCUGGACUUUGUUUUCCUUCUGGGUCAUUUUGUUUUGUUCUGUCUUUUAAAGCAGAUUGUCUUGUUUGCUGCUGUCUAUGAUCGCACCCACGGACCUACUCCCUCUCCCCUCAGGGCCUAUAGUCACAUCACUGCCUGUCCUGCACUCGGCUCGCCCUUCUCUUUAUCCACCUGUAGCGUUCACCUGCUUGAGGCUGUUUAGGCGAUAGCAGGCUCCCAUCAGUAUCAGAUUUCUGCACCAAAGUGUGUCCUCCACAGUGAAAGGCAGCUGUGAAAACAACAACCGUGAUAACUGUAUUUUAUUGAAUAUACGAGCUGUCAACAAACAACAAAAGCUCAUUCAUCGAGGUUCGGAAAUCUGUAAUAAGCCUCCCCGCUGCUGAUUUUACGAGGUAUGAUUGGUGAAGUUGCUGGAAGCUCUAAAUGCCUUUUCACCAGUUAAAACCACAUCUUUAGACUUUGCUUUACUGCUACUUCGCUUCAUGGCCGUUUUUGUCUUGACUAAAACAAGGCUGUAUGCAAGGCUUGGUUUGAGUGAAACAAAAGAUAGCGUUGAACUGGAAGAUGAGGAAAGAAAACAAAACAAAAACAGAUUAAAUCUUUUAGCUGAUAAGCCAUGAAAUGCCUCAGUUUUCAUUUGUUUUUUCUUCUACAUGCUCCCUCUUGUUUCUCUCCCUGCUUGUAUGAACACUAGUGUGAGGGGAAAAAGGGAGAGGAAGAGCAGUCCGCUGUUGCAAACAGUGCCUUCUGGAGAAAUCUUUAAAUGCAGUCUUUAAAAAUCCAUGUAGCCUAAUGUAUAGAUUUGUACUCUUGGUUAUUCAUUUUAAUUUAAACAUGGUAUAUUUGUAUUUAACUUUUAGCCCCCUCAGUCAGUCAGUCGUUUGUGUUACACUAUGGUGGUGGGUUUCAGGAAGAAGCCUCCGUUAAGCCUGUAUGUGCUCGUAUGAUUGUCUGUGUGGACUUGUCCUUUUUUCUGUGUUCUUCUGUCCCCGUUGAUAUGACAAUGUGCUUUUAUUAUUGAGCAGCAUGGAUAGGAAUUGUGUCCAAAAAUUUGAUCUCCCUAUUUUAUUUUAUUUUUAGUUUAAGCUGACUAUAACAUUUAGUGAUGUGACUCCUGGUUUUGAUCUGAUUUUGAAUUUCUCAGGAACGUCUCGAAUGCUUUGCUGUUGGUGUCGUUUUGACCAACAAACAUAUAUUAAAAAAAAAAAAUUGUUUUCAAGUCUGAGUACAGUGGAUGACAAAGAAUUUCAAGGUUUUAUGGUCUUGAGUCUGAAAAGCUGUUUUUUUUUGUUUUUUUUUCUUUCAACAAAAUCCUCACUUUUUUUUUUUUUUCAGACAAAUUUCUGAUUAAAUGUGUUUCCAUUUCAGGCGCCAAGGCUGUAAAACCAUUUGAAACGUGCAGAUUUGUGAUGUUCACUGUGUAUGAUAGUGCAUAGUUAAAAACCUGUGAGAUCUGGCCAUCUUUGUGUGAAAACGAUGCACUGUAGUUGGUUCGUGACAAAAUGCCGGGGUAAGUUCAAGUGAUCAAAAAGCAAUAAAACCAUAAUUCUACAUUUGUUGUGAAACAGACAUGCCUAAAUACUGUUUACGCUCAACGGGCAAAGCUUUGUGGUUACCUUUGCAUGGUAUGAAUCUCCUUAUUUCUGUUGUGCUUCAUAGUCUUUUAGUCAAACUGAUUCUGAAAUGCUUACAACCUUUUUUGUAUAGUAAGUUUUCACGGGAUGAACGCAAUGCGUUCUUGGUGUUUUAGUCAUCGUUAUUAUAAAAGUUCUUGUUAUUUAUAUUUAAGGGAUAUUUAGAUUUUAGAUAUGUUAUCCUGCUUAUUAGAAUAGUUAACAAAAUGUUUGGUCAGGGAAGUUUCUAGUUUUCAAGAUUACUAUAAAACAAAUUCUAUUAUAACCUGCCACCAAAUAAGAUUGCACUGUUCUGUACUGCUGUACAGCGUCUGGAUUUAUUUCUGCUCAUUUCAGCUUUUGCUUUUCUCAAGCAGAAUUGUUUCUCCAACUCGUAGACCUUUUUUGUCAGGCCUCCAGUUUGCAGAGAGAUACCAAAGUAUUCCACAGACACCCCUCCCACCCCCACCCCGACCCCCACCCCCACCCCUAAAGUUACUGGCUCGAAGAUAGCAGACCUUUUUUUCUCAAUCUCAGGAAGAAACCUACAGGAGGUGUUAACGGCGGGGCGUUUAGCAGAAAUCUACCAUUUCCCCUUACAACAGUGGUGAAACUAUCCAGUACGUGUGCUAUUUUUGUUCUUAACUCUGUGCUGUGACACUUGCUGUAUUUAUGUUUUAGACUUUAUGUAAUGGGUUUGUUGUUUGUCCUUGUGAACAUGUCAAUGAUUCUAAAACGUUUAUGCCUUCUUAGGGCAAAGAGCAAAAGGCGGUUUCUUUUUAAGAAACAUUAUUUUUCUGUGGACCGUUUUUUUUCAUUUUCAUUUUCAUUUGUGUUGGACAUUUAAUUCUUGUUAAAACUGACCGAUCUUUAAGUCGAUUCGCACCUGGAUUAUACUGAUAUGUGCAAUUGAUCUGUCCAAGCCUUCACCUCUCCCCUCAGUGUAACAGAUGUUUAGGUUUAGACUCACAGUAUCUCCAGUUCUUGUAAACACUUUUCUUUCUUUUUUAUUAGCAGACUAUAGCAUUCAUAUAGUCUUUUCUGGUACCCUCGAUAAUUUUGCUUUAAAUAUUCCUCGUCAGGCACAUUCCGAGACAUCAGUCUGCAAUAGACUUGCCUUUGUUUUUUCUUUUAUAGCCACACAAAUAAAGCUUUAUGCAUUUGAGGGAUAUGGACCGCAUUUAAGGAAAAAAAAAAAGAUUUGUAGUAACAGUAUAGUUUUAACGUUUUAUUAUCAUUUUGCACUAAGAAUGGCAUAAUCAAGUUACUGUUCUCUUGUGGGUUAUGAUUGAGCGUUGCAAGCUUUUUCUUUUCUGAUCUUUGAUGGAUAGCUCUGUGUAUACUGUAACCAUCUUUCCUGUUUCUCCACCGUUUGCAUAUUACAUACAUGUUAUCACUCUCAAAAUAAUUUAUUGCUAACAAAAAAAAUGAAACAAAAAACAUGCUACUGAUUGUAUGUAUUUUUAAACAAAGCCUAUUUUUUCUGUAAAAAACAAACAAAAAAAACUGUGUUCAGCACUUUUAUUCUGGGUUGUGCUUUUGUUUUCUAUAUAUUUAUAAUUUAGAUCCAAAUGUAUAUAUUGUAAAAUUUGUGCCUUUCGACUAAUUCUUUUAAAAAAAAAAAAAAAGUUUUCUAC